AAAACGAUACCAAGCGCGGGUCUUUCCCCUCCAUCUCUCUCUAGGGUUUUUGGUGUUAGCUUUAACGAGGAAAUCGAAACCCAGAAAACACUGUCCUCGUUGAAGAAACAAAAACAGAGAAAACGCAAUGGCGUUUUCGAUGUUUUCUACUCCGCAGCCACAACAACAGCAGCAGCUGUUUCAGCCUCAAGCUCAAACUUUUCAGCAGAGCAGUCCUUUUUUCCCGCAACAACAGCAACAGCAACAACAACAACAAUUGCAACUCUUCCAACCACAGCAGCAGCAACAACAACAGCAGCAACAGUUUCAGCAGCAACAGCAGCAGCAGCAGCAGCAACAGCAACAGCAACAGCAACAGCAACAACAGCAUUUGUUUCUGUUCACUAACGAUAAAACUCCGGCGAAUUAUAGUACCAAGUGGUCGGAUCUUCAUCCUGAGUCCCAGAAAAUUCUCCUUCAGAUCGAGGAGCGGAUAUUGAAGUACAGAGAUGAGAGCCAGAGGCUGGAUCAGUGUACUCGUCUUUAUGAUUCUUCAGUUUGCAAUGAUGCAUUCGAGCCUGAUGCAAGCCGAAUUGUUCAGGAACUUGGGGGAGUUAGCUCUGCCAUGGAACGACAGAAAGCUGUGCUGCAGGAGCUGAUGGCUGUUGUGAAAGAUAUGUUACGGAACACAGAGGUUGGUAUUCGUUCUUUCAUGAUGCUACGCCCAAGGUUCCUUCAUCCAAAUACUGGAGGUGCUUCAAAUGCCAUUGCUCCAUCACAAGCUCCCGGAGCGACAGCAGCAUCUGGUAUGAGUGCAACCUCUAUGGUGCCAGUUUUUGAUUUCUACAGUGGGGUUCCGAGAAAACCAUCCCCCUUUUUACAGCAAACAGUUGCCAGAUUUGAGAAGUAUCUCGGUGAGUGCCGCCAAUGGAUUGAAGAAUUAGAGCAGCUUCUCCUCUUAGGUUCUGACAGGAACUCUUUCAAUCUUGGAUACUCAUUGUUACAAUCUCUUCCGAAAGUCAUGUCAAAUGUGCAUGACUUUUUUCUUCACGUGGCUGCCAAGGUGGAGAGUAUUCAUCAGUAUAUUGAAUCCAUGAAAGCAGCUUAUCUUGCUGAUCAGCGCCAUCGAGGAGGCUAUGGGAAUGAUCCCUUUCUUGAAGCUGAUAGGCGUGAAACAGCAAGACAGGAAGCUGCUGCUAAGAGAGUACAUCCAACUUUGCAUUUGCCAACAAAUUCACAACCAUCAACACAAGUUGCAGGGUUGCUUGCCAGCUCCGGGACUCAUGGGACAUCGGCUUCCCAACAGACAUCUGCAGCGACCACAUUGGUGUCGUCAGGGAGUGGCUUGUCACUUUUUGGCACACCUACUUCUGCCCCUUCCCCUGUGUCAUCUUCUCUGUUUGCGACACCAACCACUUCUGCUCCAGUAUCCUCUCUAUUCGGAUCAUCUGGUGCUACUCCACAGACAUCCCUUUUUGGUUCUUCGUCAGGAUCUUUGUUCGGGUCUGCCUCUACUCCCUCUUUGUUUGCUAGUGGCGCUCCAGCUUUUGGUUCUACCACUCCCUCUGGAAGUUCACUAUUUUCAACACCAUUUGCUUCAGGUGCUGCAACAGGUUCUGGGGCCAGCUUUGGGGCUGCAUCAAAAUCAUCAAAACCAAAGUCUAGAACUGGUAGAAGGUAGCUUCAGUUCAGUGUUUCUGCAAAGAUCUCUCUCAAUUGAGCAAAAUCAAAUUAGCAGAUCAAAUGUGCUGUGUCAUGUCCUACCGGUUCCGCGUUAAUCCUGUGUGUUUCCAAAGAUGGCAGGGAGAUGCUGGGGGAUCGGUGUUACUGUAACAUUGUAGGGUAAAAUCUUCGGGUAAAGUGGUUGUGGAUGACUGGAUGUGAAUGUGAAUUCUUAGCCCAAAAGUUUCACCUGCAUUUGUCGGGAUAUUAGAAUAUGUUCAAUAAUCUGUUUAUCCA
This is a messenger RNA of Juglans regia (Persian walnut), 1938 nucleotides long. Its product is annotated as nuclear pore complex protein NUP58. The transcript is spliced from 6 exons. The record is from RefSeq and is a predicted model, not a curated record. NCBI's taxonomy places the organism in Eukaryota, Viridiplantae, Streptophyta, Magnoliopsida, Fagales, Juglandaceae. Gene Ontology annotation, biological process: nucleocytoplasmic transport. Gene Ontology annotation, cellular component: nuclear pore. Bases 128 to 1660 code for a protein of 510 amino acids. Gene Ontology annotation, molecular function: structural constituent of nuclear pore.